UGUCAUUUGUCCACACGAACAAACUAAUAUGGCGGCGCCCUGUAACUCUCUGAAGCUUUCAGUGUCGAUGGUAAAAUAAUCUUGCGUUUGCGAGAAAAAGCAACGAAAUUUUAUAUAUACAGCACUGAGAAGCGGGCAAUAAUGACCUAACGUUAUCACAUGUAAACUUGUAAUUGGCUGACUCUAGCUAAACAAUGUCUAGUGGAGUCAUACUUUUGCCCGCAGUGAAACCAGCCUUCGUUCGCGUUGGUUUCUCGUCGAGAAUCAAGCGAUCUUUGACUACCUGGUCGCGUUUGGCUUCGCGUUUCAAUAGCAUUGGUAAAAGAAGACCUAACUUUCAAUUCGGAUUUGGCGAACGUUCGGGAUUGUUCGGCCAUCCAGUGCUGCACGAACCGUCGGGUUUCUACCUCUUGAAAGAGCAGGCUGUUAGCGAUGCCGAGCAGUACGUCAGAGAAGCCACGGACCCCAAUCGAAGGCGCAAAAUGGUUCAGGUCUUCGACGACUUGUCAGACGCCCUCUGCCGUGUGGCAGACAUGGCUGAAUUCGUCCGAAUCGGUCAUCCGGAAGGGAGAUUUUCCUCAGCAGCGAUGGAUGCAUCUGUUUCCAUCAACAACCUUGUUGAGAAGCUCAACACAGACAGGAGGCUGUACGAUGCCCUUAAUGAAGUGGUGCAAAAAGGGGAUGUUGUUCCGACGACAGAGGAAGAUGACCAUGUGUCCAAGCUUUUUCUGUUUGACUUUGAGCAGAGCGGCAUCCACCUAGACGAGGCCACACGGAAGGAAGUUGUGGCUCUCAAUGACUUCGCCCUUCAUGUGGGGAGCCACUUUGCCAACAAUGCAUUGCAGCCUCGUUCUGUGAAGAAGGCGCAUCUCUCGGAAAGUGUCCGUGGCUGCUUUGCCAGUGAUGGUGAGCAUGUUAUUGUCCCUGGUCUCUACACAGAUGCUGACAAUGAGCUGGUGCGAGAGGCUGCGUACCGGGCCUACCUUUAUCCGGAUAAGCACCAGACCGAGCUGUUGGAUGAGCUCUUGGGGGCGCGGCACCGUCUUGCACAACUCUGCGGGUUCCCCAGCUUUGCGCACCGCGUCCUGCGUGGCAGCAUUGCGGGCAGCCCCGACGUCGUCGAACAGUUCUUGGGCAUUCUCUCAUCACAACUGAAGCCCAGGGCAGACAAUGAUUACAAGGAGAUGUUAGACAUGAAGACAUCUGGUAGCGGCAACAAAAGUGUGCUUCAAGCUUGGGACGUCCCAUAUUACACAUCCUGUGCACGCCAAGCGAAGUUCCAGCUGAAGGCUUCUGACUAUGCCCCGUACCUAUCCCUUGGCUGCUGCAUGGACGGGCUAAAUGAGAUCUUUCGUGCUCUGUAUGGUGUCUACCUUGAGACAGAAGACGUCAAGGCAGGAGAGGUUUGGCAUGCAGAUGUCGUCAAGCUGGCGGUGAAAGAGGAGGAGGGUGGAACUCUACUGGGCCACAUCUACUGCGACUUCUUUGAGCGGCAAGAGAAGCCCAACCAGGACUGUCAUUUCACCAUUCAGGGUGGACGCAUGCUGCCGGACGGCUCAUAUCAGCUUCCAGUGGUGGUGCUGAUGCUGAACCUAGCCAGUGCGCCGUGGGGGGCACCCCCUCUGCUUAGCCCAUCAUCUCUGGACAACCUGUUCCACGAGAUGGGCCACGCCAUGCACUCUAUGCUGGCGCGCACUCGCUACCAGCAUGUCACGGGUACUCGCUGUGCCACUGACCUGGCCGAAGUGCCCUCCAUCCUCAUGGAGUACUUCUCCUCUGACCCAAGGGUGGUGUCGACGUUUGCCCGCCACUACCAGACGGGCGAACCCAUGCCCUACAACAUGGCGUUGUCUCUGCGGCAGAUGCGCUACCACUUUGCGGCCAGCGAGACGCAGCUGCAGGUGUUCUACGCAUUGCUUGAUCAGCGAUACCAUGUGCGUCACCCUCUGGGAAAGAGCACCACAGAGGUCCUAGCGGAGCUGCAAGGGCUGCACUAUGGAGUUCCUUACGUGCCCAACACGGCCUGGCAACUGCGGUUUGGCCACCUGGUGGGCUACGGGGCCAAGUACUACGCUUACCUCAUGUCUCGGGCUGUUGCUGCAUGGACCUGGCAUGAGCUGUUUCGUGAAGACCCCUUUCGGCGUGCUGCGGGCGAGCGCUACCGCCGCGAGCUGCUCUCGCACGGCGGCGCAAAGCCCGCACACCAGCUAGUCAGCAGUUUCCUCUCCAAAGAAGUGACACCAGAAAACCUAGCAGCUGUCCUCAUUGCAGACAUUGACGCAGGCCUCACGUGAAGCCCCUUUACCUUUGUACAGCUUGCAGCAGAAGGCGGCAUUAUGGUGGCUCGAGUUUAACAUCUGCUGUGCUUAGAGCUAGGAGUCACUCACCAUUUUCAUCAGUGAUUUCAGUCCAGCAUGUACAGUGAAGCAUAAAUUAGAUAUGUUCACACCUGC
Messenger RNA from Dermacentor albipictus, 2453 nucleotides. RefSeq names its product mitochondrial intermediate peptidase. Gene Ontology annotation, molecular function: metalloendopeptidase activity. Lineage: Eukaryota; Metazoa; Arthropoda; Arachnida; Ixodida; Ixodidae. Gene Ontology annotation, cellular component: mitochondrion. The record is from RefSeq and is a predicted model, not a curated record. Gene Ontology annotation, biological process: peptide metabolic process.